This is a messenger RNA of Candidozyma auris, 1359 nucleotides long. It is a transcript of the gene ENT3, whose product is annotated as Ent3p. The transcript has 2 exons. Gene Ontology annotation, cellular component: endosome; clathrin vesicle coat; plasma membrane. Bases 1 to 1359 code for a protein of 452 amino acids. Gene Ontology annotation, biological process: Golgi to endosome transport; endocytosis. Lineage: Eukaryota; Fungi; Ascomycota; Pichiomycetes; Serinales; Metschnikowiaceae. The record is from RefSeq and is a predicted model, not a curated record. Gene Ontology annotation, molecular function: phospholipid binding; clathrin binding.
AUGGACUAUCUCAAGGACGCUGCAAAGAACUUCUCGCUUUACGACGCUAAGGCGUACGUUCGUAAAGCACAAAAUGUUGCCAUGAACUUAUCAGAAAUGGAAGCAAAGGUGCGUGAGGCUACUAACAACGAGCCCUGGGGUGCUUCGACCACGUUGAUGGCACAAAUCGCCGCAGGCACCUACAAUUACCGAGAACGAGAGGAGAUCCUCAGUUUCAUCUUCAGGAGGUUCACGGAAAAAGCAGCCAACGAGUGGAGACAGAUAUAUAAGGCGUUGCAGUUGUUGGACUACUUGAUCAAGAACGGGUCCGAGAGGAUUGUUGACGAUGUAAGGGCCAACUUGUCGUUGAUCCAAAUGUUGAAAUCGUUCCAUUACAUCGAUUCGAAGGGCAGAGAUCAAGGUAUCAAUGUGAGAAACAGAUCGAAGAAUCUUGUGGCUUUUUUGAACGACGAUGCGUUGAUUCGUGCUGAAAGAAAGAAGGCCAGAGCAAACCAGAAGAAAUUUGGUGGCGUUUCCUCGGCUGCAUUUGGUGGUGCAUCGUCAAUCACUCCAGGUUUUGGUGCAGAUGACGACGACUUCACUAACAGAGUGUACGGAGAUGGCGGUGUGUUUGGUGCAAGGUACGAUGAUCCUGCGGACGAAUAUAGAAACGGCCACUCAGGCAACGACAACUAUGAGGAGUACGAUGUGGAUGCUUCUGCCGGUGCUUCUUCAUCUGCCACUCCAGGCCACUCCAAGAGCACCACGGGCUCCUCUAAGGUCAACGCCACUUCGUCUAGAUCUCUGAAACCCGCAGCGCCUGCGCCAGAGCCAGAUCUUUUGGGCGACUUGCUCGAUGACCCACCCCAAACCCAGGGUACUUCCUCUGCAGGUGCUACUAAUGCUGCCGCAGAUGAUGAUGACGACGACUUUGACGACUUUCAGGCGGCUCCAUCUCUGAACAAUACUGGCGGUGCCUCCAACCUUUCCAGCAACUUGGCCAGUCUCUACAUUUCCCAGCCAUCAGCCGCCCUGAGGCUACCCUCGCAGACGUAUACCCAGCUGCAACAGCAGCCAGCCUUUACUCCUGCUAGCACCAGUUCAUUUGGUGGUAGCGUUCUGACUGGCCCAGCCAAGCCUGCUGCCUCGAAUGACGCUUUUUCGUCGCUUUUCACCACUGCAAAGACGAAAACAUCCCAGAAACCAUCUUCCUCUGUAUCUACGCCAAAGUCAGUAUCUGCCCAGCCUAAUUCAAGCGGGCUCAAUGACUUUUCUGGCUCGUCCUCUACACAAGCUUCCAAACCCGCCAACGCCAACGCCAACGCCAACGCCAACGCCAACAACGGCAACAGCGGCGAAAUCGACUUGUUGAGCUUCUGA